Lecanosticta acicola is the source of this 3124-nucleotide messenger RNA. Lineage: Eukaryota; Fungi; Ascomycota; Dothideomycetes; Mycosphaerellales; Mycosphaerellaceae. The record is from the annotation of a GenBank genome assembly.
AUGCCUCAGUCGUCUGCGCGCGAGUCAUCCAGGCGAUGCAGCACGUCGCGCUCCGAAUCGCAACCCCACCAGCGCCGGGAGAAGGCCAGAAGCAGCCAGAGUUACGAUCAGUACUACAGCCAGCACCAACACAGGACAAAUGCCGGCGGAGGAGAAAGAGGAGGAGGAGGAGGAGGAGGUUUCUUCGGCGACGAAGCAGCGGACGCCCAGCUGCAGCGGCCACGCGUGAAGAGUCGGACUAGAAGUUCCCCCCUGGUCGCCGUAGCCCAGCAGCACACGCGCCUCCACGCCGGGCACGAGCUGUGGAGCCAGGAGUCGUCCGACCAGGUCCAUGCUGCUGGAAAGCGAAGCGAUGAGUCGCAUCCCCAAACACCCUCUGCGACAAACACUUCUUCCCAUGCCCGCCGCCCCGCCCCUCACCACGUCGAUUCCGCUGCGCACCACGACGACGGGGCUGUCGGCGCCGCGGGAACAACGCGAGGGCCUUUCCCACAGCCCUCUGCCAGACCCGAGGUAUGUACGAGCGCGAUGCAUCGUGGACUGACAGGCAUCAUCGGAGGUUAUGGUCGGACCGUGCUGGAAUACCUCACAUGCUCGCUCCAAAUCCACCGAUUGCUACCCACAAAACAGUGUUACAUUAUUGACGCGCGUUUGUAGCUGCUCGAACCGCUGCCCGAGAUCAAUAUCGCCAUCAUCGGCGCCCAAGGCGUUGGCAAGUCCACGUUCGUUCAGAAGGCUCUCGAUCUCCCUGCACGCCCUCAGACGCACGCCGCCGAAUGCACGAUCCCGAUCCAUGGCACCUUCUACCUAGUCCGUUUGCUCGAGCUGCCGCUGGAAGAUAUUGAUAUAGACGACGAUGAGACGAUCAACUGGCCUGACAACAUUGAGAAUAAGAUGCUACCGAGGGUGGAUGGCGCAUUAGCUCUAUACGACGUGCAGGAUAAGAGGAGCGUGGAAGACCUCCCUGGGAUGCUAAGUGAGUGGUGCUCGCGUACGCCCGUAUUGGUGGAGACGAUGGGACAGUACUUACUAACAAUGCGUCGCCAACAGAUGCAGUCACGAAAGCUUCACUGCCUACAUUUCUCGUCUCAACCAAGUGUGAUACUCCAGCUCCAGAACGUGAAGUUGAUCCUACCGUGGUCGAACAGAACGCGAAGCGAGCAAUCAGCAGUAUCACUACCCUCCAAACCUCCUAUCUCAAUCCGGGGAGCCACAAGCGUGGCAUUUUCAUGCUCUUGAGCACCAUUGUCAACAGCCAUCCGGACCAACGUUUUCGAAGCUCAUCGGCGCACCGGCGCAGAGCUCAAUCGACGGCCGUAAGGCCAGUGUCACCACGCCACCCUAGUCCCUUUGGACACAACCGCGCGAGUUCUGAGUGGACAGCGGGACGCCAGAAGGACCAGAGACACAGCCGACACGACUCUACCAUCGCGGGCCACGGCUCACACGAUCGUCUCCGUGUACCGCUAGAACACGAAUCAAUGCAAACCUCAUUCCUACUCGAGGAAUCUGCGAGCGCUUCGCCCGCAUCCUCCCGCUCAUCAAUUAGCGGCGACGUGUGUCAAGUGCUGCCCGGAGCCAACUCAACCUCUUCAAGUCUUACGGAGAGCGGCGCAACCUUUAACGAACUGGUCGAUCGACUACUAUUGCAACCUGCGUCGAAGACAGAUCUGAAAUUCGCCGCGAUUUUCCUCGCGUUAUACAGAAAUUUUGCGGCUCCUGGAAAGCUCUUGGAGGCCAUCGUCGAGCGCUUUGACUUGCUCGAACGCAACGGGUGUCCACAGAUCCUGAAGACACAGACCCAGUUGCGCUACGUGGGCAUCGUCGAGCAGUGGGUGGGAUGGUAUCCGGGCGAUUUUGCGUUCCCCCGGACCAGGCGGCGGCUACGGACGUUUGUCACGAAGCUUGCGGAGCUACGAAUCUUUGCUCAGGCCGCGAAAGAAAUCAACAUCGAUCUCGAGGCAGUACGCGAAGACGACGAUACCAACUGGGCGUACUGCGAUCGUGACCGGGAGGCGUCUGCAGACCAUGCGCGAAGUUCGAUGUCAUCAACAGCGAGCACUCUGAUCGAUGACCCAAUGUUUUCCAUGGAGAAAGAGCUAAGUGGGACAACAUUGAACGAGGAGGCACCGGAACACCUACCGAAAUAUGCGAAUCAAAUGAUCGCUCACGUCGAGCACGCCCAAAAGCAGGCGCAAUCAUUGCAAGCCAUCCCUCGAAAUCCCAUCACCAAAAUACAAUGGCGAACGCUGUAUGAACAACCGGACGAGCUCAUCGCUAGAGAGCUCACGAGAAUGGACUGGAUCAUGUUCUCAUCAAUACGACCACGCGAUCUCGUACGACACGUCUCGCUACCCAAAGAUCAACGAGCAUCGUGCAAGAAUCUCGCCCAUGUCAACCGCAUGAUUGAACACUUCAAUCAACUAGCCAGCUGGGUAGGAAACUACGUUGUCCUUCGGGACAAGCCGAAGCACCGAGCCCUCAUGCUGGAGAAGUUCAUGCGUAUUGCGCGCAAACUUCGAGAUCUCAACAACUACAACGCCCUCGGGGCCAUCAUUGCUGGCGUGAAAUCCACCGCCGUACACCGCCUGGUCGCAACUCGCGAACUACUCCCCCAAGCCAUCGGACGAGACUGGAUGAAACUCGAAAUCCUCAUGUCAGCUUCAAGAUCCCACUUCGCAUACCGACUCGCAUGGGAGAACAGUUCCAGCGAGAGGAUACCGUACUUACCUCUCCAUCGAAGGGAUCUGGCGACAGCCGAGGAAGGCAACAAGACAUUCUUGGACCGUGAGGGAGAGCGGAUCAAUUGGAAGAAAUUCGAAAUCAUGGGAGAUGUGAUUGUGGGGAUGCAGAGGGCACAGGGGAUGCCGUAUAAGAGUCUGGGCGAGCCGAAGGGGAACGAGACGAUUCGGGAAUUGGUGUUGGACGUGAAGCUCAUCAAGGACGAGGAGGUAAGUUUUGGUGACCCAACCUGACCUACGGGGUUUUCAACUUUUUGAGAGAAGAGGUGAUAUUGACUCGACUGUGUUUACAGGACUUGUAUGACCGCAGCGUACAGUUGGAACCUGCUGCGGGCACGGCUAAUGGGGCUUCGGCGAAGUUUAAGGAGUUCUUCAAGAGAUAA